Ziziphus jujuba (common jujube) is the source of this 1429-nucleotide messenger RNA. RefSeq lists its product as uncharacterized. The transcript is spliced from 3 exons. Bases 1 to 924 code for a protein of 307 amino acids. The record is from RefSeq and is a predicted model, not a curated record. NCBI's taxonomy places the organism in Eukaryota, Viridiplantae, Streptophyta, Magnoliopsida, Rosales, Rhamnaceae.
AUGAGUCGGCGGGACACACGUAGAACUCGGGAACGCUCGGCUGAGAGUUCCGGGAGUCGAUCAAGCCUUAGAGAUCUGGUCUCUCAGCUAACUAGAGCCUUAGGAGGUUCAAGCUCUAGUAACCGAUCCGUGGAUCAGGCUCGACGUUUAGGAGCCGUGGAGUUCGAUGGAAGCCAAGGCCCAGCUGCAGCCUUGAAGUGGCUAUCCAGCAUGGAGAAAAUCUUGGAAGAGGGGAUGCAGUGCCCCGAUGAGGAUAUGGUGAGGAUUUCUGGGUUCAUGUUAGAGGGAGACCCCCGGAAGUGGUGGCAAAUGGAGAAGACCCGCAGAAGGCAUACGUGGGACCAGUUCAAGAUUGCCUUCUCUACUGAGUUCUGUCCUCCUGCCUACCGUGAGGCGAGAAGGAGAGAGUUCGAGGGACUGCGCCAGGGAAACAUGACGGUGACAGAGUACGAGAGGAGGUUCCGGGAGCUGUCAGAGUUCUGCAUGCACUUGAUUCCCGACGAUCACGCGAAGAAGGUGAGGUUCAUAGACGGGUUGAACGAGAGUAUCGGCUACACCCUUUCUGGGUCAGUACACCCCACCUAUCAGUCCGCCAGGGAUGCAGCGCUCGAGCUAGAGAGACAGGCGGAGAUACACAGACCCUCGAGGCGCAGACCGUUCGAAGGUUCGUACAGCGGGGUACCUCGACAGGGGGCAUCUAAGAAGAGUCAUAGUUCAGGCUCAGACAGUGGUGGGUUCAGCCCUCGAGGCAGAUUUCAGAGGAGAGGCGGCUAUCGUAUGCCCCAACCAGCGCGCCAUUCCAUCAGCGGCGGCACGAGCUCAUAUCAGCACUCUGGGUUUAGCCCCAAGCCAUUCUGCAGACGUUGCAAUAGAGCACACCAUGGGAUUUGCCAGUUUGAGGGUGUGUGCUUUCAGUGUGGAUAGGCGGGACAUAUUAAGAGAAAUUGCCCUUAUGGAGAGGCGGGAGUGUUAGGGGCGAGCCCACCAUCACAUCAGGCCAGUGGAUCGCGGGGUCAGAGUUCCCGAGGGAGUUAUGCAGUAGGAGGUUCAUCGGGAUCAGUCCCACAGCCUGUUGGACCGAGCAGGGGUAGAGGACGGAGGCCCCAGCAGACAGGGCAGGGUCGAGUGUUUGCGAUGACCCAGCAGGAGGCCCUAGCUACACCGGACGUCGUGGCAGGUGCACGUGCAAGUAGCGGAGUCGAUCCUGCGGAGGAUCUUGAUUGAGAUACGUGCACAAGGUACCAGGUUGUCGGUGUUCACUCGGAGCGGACUCGAUCUUCCUCGCUGUAUUUGUUCGUGCAGUACCUUGUUCUUCUUUUACUGCAGUUGUACUAUUUCUUUCACUUUUACUGUAUUCUGUAUUUUGUAGUACUUCAUAAAGCUCUGUAUACUGUAUGGGACACUUAAGUAUUUGUAUUGCACUGGAUUA